GAAAGAGGAUGGGAAUACAAACAAAUAUGCGUGACGAGGGUUCCAGGAUAUGGUUUUGGAAUUGCUGUUUCUGGAGGGCGAGACAAUCCGCAUUUUGCUUCUGGGGAUCCCAGUAUAGCCGUUAGCGAUGUUUUAGCGUCUGGCCCGGCAGAACGUCUCCUCCAGGUUAAUGACAGAAUAAUAUCCGUCAAUGGAAUAUCGUUACAGAACGUGGACUAUGCUACUGCAGUACAAGUACUUCGGGAUUCAGGAGACACUGUGACAUUAGUAAUUAAAAGAAGAACCAUACAGCACAAUCAUAGUCACAGUCAUAGUGCGUCAUUCAAUGGACCUCCCUUGCCUGCACUCGGGAUCAACAAUGCUGUACCUGCCAAAGUUACGCUCACUAAAAAUUCGAAAAAAGAAGAUUUUGGAAUCGUUUUGGGUUGCAAGCUAUUCAUAAAAGAAAUUUCCCCGAAAGCGAGAGAUCAACUGAUGAACACCAACCAGUCUCUAGAAGUGGGAGAUUUUCUGACGAAACUCAAUAACACGAAUUGUACUGAUAUGAUGUCAUUGAAGGAGGCUAAGAAAAUCAUAGACGGUUCCAAGGAUAAACUACAUAUUACAGUCGCUAGGGAAUUCGGACUGAACUCCAAUGUAUCUCAUCAGGCACAGAGUUCAAUCAGUACGACAGGAGCUGUUAAUAAUUUUUACAAAGGCGAUGAUUUUCUAACUGCAGGUCAUCAAAGUUACUCCAAUCAAAACCUUUACGUCCAGCCACCGACUAGAAAUCCGAAUUUGAAUCAAAAUGGUAGUUUCGAGGAAAAACUGGAUCAAAACAGUGGUCCGAAUUCGUUGCCAGAUGAGAAGAGUAACUUAGCGCCACGUGGCAGAUCCAGGGGCCCUCUUUCGGAUUCUAAUCUUGGUCAGUUGGAAGGUAAUAGAAAUAGCAUUGCUGGUUACGGGCUCGUGAAAGCAAGAGAAGAACCUCCAAGACCGCCACCACCAAGAGCAGAAGAUUAUUACAGUAGUAGAAGACAAAUUUAUGAAGAUGAUCCAAUCAUCCAAAAGACAAAGCAACCCAUACCUGACGCAAGAUUCAUCACAUUCCACAAGGAAGGAUCUGUAGGAAUAAGACUGACUGGUGGUAACUUUGCCGGCAUAUUCGUGACUGCUGUCCAACCUGGAAGUCCUGCUUCUCUUCAAGGACUGCAACCUGGAGACAAAAUAUUAAAGGUUAAUGACAUGGACAUGACUGGGGUCACGAGAGAAGAAGCUGUGCUUUUCCUUCUGAGUUUGCAAGAUAGAAUUGAAUUGAUUGUGCAGUUUUGCAAAGAAGAAUAUGACGGCAUAGUUGCUUCGCAAAAGGGUGAUAGUUUCUAUAUUAAAACACAUUUCCAUUAUGAUAGUCCCGCCAAAGGAGAAGUGCCUUUCCGAUCUGGUGAUAUUUUUCAUGUUAUUGAUACAUUGUACAAUGGUGUUGUUGGAUGCUGGCAAGUUUUCAGAAUAGGAAGGAAUAAUCAGGAAGUUCAAAAAGGAAUUAUACCAAACAAAUCCCGAGCAGAAGAACUCGCUACGGCUCAGUUCAAUGCAACGAAGAAAGAAAUGUCAGCCAACGAAUCUAGAGGAAGCUUCUUCAAACGGCGGAGAAGUUCAAACAGAAGAUCAAAGAGCUUGGGGAAGGAACAUUGGGAUGACAUAUUGUUCUCAGAUACUGUUUCCAAGUUCCCAGCAUACGAGAGGGUGCUGCUCAAGCACCCCGGUUUUACUCGACCUGUGAUAUUAUUCGGACCAAUUGCCGAUGUGGCUAGAGAGAAACUGCUCAAAGAUUUUCCGGAUAAAUUCAUUUCUCCUCAAUUAGAUGCCACUGCAGAAGAGACCAGCAGUAAGUCACACAAAACAUCUACAAACUCGAAUAUCAUCAGAUUGUCAGCCAUACGAGAUGUGAUUUCAACUGGAAAACAUGCUUUGUUAGACAUAACCCCAAAUGCAGUUGAAAGAUUGAAUUAUGCGCAGAUGUAUCCCAUCGUGGUGUUUUUCAAAGCAGACACGAAAAUUGUGAUAAAACAGCUCAGGCAGGGUCUACCUAAAUCGGCCCAUAAAAGUUCCAAAAAACUACUGGAACAGUGCCAAAAACUCGACAAAGUAUGGAGCCAUGUUUUCAGUGCCAUGAUAACUUUAAAUGACAACACGGACACAUGGUAUAGAAAAGUCAGGGAAAUAAUUGAUAAACAGCAAAGUGGAGCACUUUGGAUGUCUGAAAGCAAGGGACACAACUUCUUUUCCGACAUAUAUUUCCCACCAAUUUUCCUUCAGCCCAGAUCGACCAAUUCCCUUCCUCAAAGAAACCGUCCUUCGAGAAGUCGCACAAGAAAAGCUGCUCUCUCCAUGUACAGUUCUCCCCAAUUCAUCCAUCGUACCUCCCCUUUCAUGUUCCCGUACACAUCAUACGAACAACAUUAUUCCUACUUAACGCCCGUACAGAGUCAGAGUAGUAUCUUUUCAGAAAAUCAUCGAAAUCCCGAAGAAUCAUUAUCAGACGAUUUCCUUUUCCCAAUGUCAUCUUUGAGAUUGUCUUACGCCAGCUCGCCGGAAAGUGAUUUGGAGCACAGCCCUGGGCCCCCUACUUCUCCGGCCCUCAAUGGAAAUGGGGGAAAUGGUGGAAGGUUAGCUAAAGCGAGUUCCGAUCCAAGUGUUGUAAUGCCUGACAACAGUACCAGCGACGUUUUGCCUCCAUAUCAGCCUACCUAUGACUCCAGGUAUGGUUUCAACCAAGAUCAACAGCAAGUACCUCCAGACUCCCAACUUACUCCUACAGACUCCCCCAUCGUGAAAGACCCUCCUUACACUCUGUCCAAUCCAGACAUUCCGUCCUCAAUUGAACCCCAAAAUAUUUAUGGAAAAACGGCUAAUUACAACGACAAAUCUCCGAUCUACUCCUCUGAACCCUACCAGAAAGCAGACCCCCGACACGAAUUCAACUCUAGAAACGAAUUCAAUUCACCAGAUAGAAGGCCCGAGUUUAACAGUACAGAGAAGAAUAUGCAGCAUAAGAGGCAAACGAGCACCGUCCACGGAGUUUAUGGUCACGUUAAAGGGCAGGGUGGGGUCGAGCAGAGUCCUGCGAAAGACGGCAUUUAUGGACAAGUUCCGGAUUUACCGCCUAGGAUCGAUAGAGCAGCUAAACCUAUGGGGUUGCUGACCACUCCUAAUAAAAUCCCGAAUGGGCGAUCAGCUCAUGAGCGAUUAUUUGGCUCGAAAACCAUCCCUCAGGCGGUCAGUAACGAUCCGAACGCAAAUGAGAAUGCCAGUUUCAAUACCAAAGCGAGUUCUCUUGAAAGAAGUCAGAAUUCCAAAUCGGAUUCUUUAUCGAGCUAUGAUUCUUUCAACAAACAGUCCAACGCUAGAAUUGGCCCAAAUGCUCAUGAUGAUCUCAAGACAACGCUCUCCAAAAUCGAUCCCGCCGCAACGAAUUUGCCAAACAGUCCGUCCAAAUACAACGUAGGUCCGAGGUGGGAACAAAAUUCUCACCGACACGGGUCCAAAAUGGACCUGAAAUUUGGUUUACCAAGUGCAGAGCAACAUCUGGACAAUAGUUUGAGGAAUUCAAGAGAAAUGGAGAAGGAGGGUACUCCAAUGGAUCCUACUAGUCCCAGAGAUUCUGUAGAAAGAGAAAUGUACAGGUAUUCUAGGUCCUCAUCAAAACCAAACACUCCUGGAAAACCACAUAUGGAAACUAAGACCGAUUAUGGAAAAUACAGUCGGAACAAUAACUCGUCCCAGCCUCAUCACCAGCCUCCUCCUGAAUAUACCCGUAGCUCACAUCAAGACCUUAGAGAGUCUACGCUAAGCAUACAUCAACAAUCUCCCAUUAGAAGUCCGCCGAUGCAUCAUAACGGCUACGACACAGGUCCCCCGAACCACGUCGGGCCUCCCAAUGGAAACGGGUACAAACCUGUCCCGCCCCCUAAACCUAAAAACUACAAGCCGCCGUAUAAGCAACAAGGCUACCCUGGAGGAGAGGGGAUGGUGCAGCCUCCGCCGGUUUAUCAACAUGGAAAGAGCCAUAGUAAUCCAGUGAAGCGAGCUGUCCGGUAUCCUAAUCAUAUUUUUUGUCAUUCAAGGCCUAUGGUGGAUCAGCCAGCUUUUUACGGAUCACAACCUAACAUUGCUCAAAAUCUAAAUUCAUCAUCUGCUACUAAUUCGCCAAAAGUAACCCCCAAACUAACAAAAACCCAAUCAUUCAAACAUCCGAAGAGCGAAGGUUUCACACCGAAACUACUUCGCAAACUAUCCUUCACGAAAAAGAACAGAGACGGAACUCCAAAAAUGAACAAAAAACUCUCGCUCCAACCCGAGAGAAUAAACGAGAAUCAAGUCCUCCAAGACAUCAACAAAAAUUCCCAGGACAUGUCUAGGCCCAGCAAGAGAGACGUCACUGCAGCCACUGUCACCCACAAAGGUGCCACUUUAGUUAACGAGUACUGGGGGGUGUCUCUGGAAGUGCCUUCUGGGGCAAUACCUAAAGGAGAGGAGCGCCACAUUUAUUUCGUUAUUUCUGAUCCAAGAUUGUGCGACAAUGCUCCUCCAUUAGAUCUCGAUAAUGGUGAAACCAUGCUGUCGCCUCUGGUAAUGUGUGGCCCGCAAGGUACCGAAUUUCUGAAGCCUGUGAUUCUAAAUAUACCCCAUUAUGCCAACACACUUCCUAGCUUAGGAAUUAGUUUAAAAGCGACAGAUUCUGAGCAGGAUAUCCAUACCGAUUGGGACAAUAUUCUACUGCCUAGUAAUCAUGCCGCUAAUAGUGUAGCUGUAAAAGUUGAUCAUUUUUAGAAAUAGUACCAGUUCAAACUUUCAGUUCAAACGAACUACUAAUCACAAAGUUUGACUGAUUUGAGGACAUUUUUCAUUGACAGUUGAAGAUGUUAUUUCAACUGAUUGAUCAGUGAUUCGGAAAUGCUACUUUUGAAUUUUGUGCAAGUCGUGUUAUUGGUCAUUUUAUUGUUUAUAGUUUUCAGUAUUCAAGAUCAAAAUAACAUUUCAAGUGAUUUUAUAAUGCUUGAAAGAAAUAUUUCGAGUUAUAGACUCAGAUCGUUCUACAAAUAUAUGAAAAAUAAAAGAAUAUUUUAAUAUAAAA
Messenger RNA from Leptinotarsa decemlineata (Colorado potato beetle), 5113 nucleotides. It is a transcript of the gene pyd, whose product is annotated as zonula occludens-like protein polychaetoid. Gene Ontology annotation, cellular component: bicellular tight junction; plasma membrane. Gene Ontology annotation, molecular function: cell adhesion molecule binding. Gene Ontology annotation, biological process: cell-cell junction organization; protein localization to cell-cell junction; cell-cell adhesion. The record is from RefSeq and is a predicted model, not a curated record. NCBI's taxonomy places the organism in Eukaryota, Metazoa, Arthropoda, Insecta, Coleoptera, Chrysomelidae.